CCGAGACUUUCCUUGACAUUGCAUCUCGACGAUGCAUCUCAGAAUUGUCUUUGUUUUCGUUACUUUCUUCUGGUCUGUUCGAUCUCAACUGGAAGAAAACUUUCCUAUUAUUUACUCUACAAUAAACGAAACAAAGAAAAUAUCGAGAAAUGUAGAAUCAAACUAUUCUACUAGUAUAAUAGACCGAAGCAAUGUUACAGAAAAUCAAACCGAUUUCAAAGUAAACGUUAGUAACAACGAAGAAACAAGUAAAUACAAAACGAAAGAUUUCGAAAUCAUUGGAAAAUAUGUUUCGAAGAACGAUAGUGAUCAUUCAACGAAUAACACCAAGACUUUCGUACUUGAGAGUCGUGAUAAUCAAAGAAACUGGGGACCUCAUGAAGAGGAUAUUCUCGAAGCUGUUGAUUUUGGAUUACAAGCGAUGCAUGAUCUUUACAACGUUAAAGAACCAAAAUUAUAUUCAAUGGGACUCUAUCUUGGAGCUGACAAUCCAGCGAAAUACGUGGCAGCUUUCAAUGAUCAAACCGAAGAAGCUAGGAUGCUCGCUAAAUUCGGUUAUGCGGUCCUCGAAGGCGCAACUAUGUUUGUCAAAAAAUUUCCCGAUAUGUCGAGAGAAUUUCCUCUUUCUCGCAACGGACCAACAACGAGAUUGCAACGACAAUGUCCAAGAAGAGGAACUCCUCGAUGUCCACCAGCUAGUUUAAGAUAUAGAACUUCGGAUGGAAGUUGUAAUAAUCUUAAGAAUCUUUGGUGGGGAUCAGCAAUGUCAACUAUGCAAAGGUUCUUACCACCGAAUUAUGAUGACGGUAUACAAACCAUCAGAAGAUCAAAAGACGGUAAUCCAUUACCAAGUCCACGUGUAAUUUCCGACGUGUUACACGAGGAUAGGGAUAUACAAUUGGCAUCUAUUACACACAUGUUGAUGCAAUGGGGUCAAUUCGUGGAUCACGACUUAACAGCAACUGGACAAAGCAGAGGUUUUAAUGGAUCAGUUCCUCAGUGCUGUUUAAAUUCGGGUCUUGGGUUUCAACCCUUCGAAUUUAUGCAUCCAGAAUGUUUGCCAAUAGCGGUAGAUCCUCAGGAUAGUUUCUUUGCUCGUUUUGGUGUGAAGUGUCUCGAGUUUCUUAGAAGUGGAUCAGCACCCAGAGAAGACUGCCGAUUUGGCGCUCGUGAACAAUUAUCUCAAGUUACAAGCUAUUUAGAUGCAUCCACGGUAUACAGUAGCAAUGCUUUUCAAAGUGACAAUCUCAGACUCUUUAGAAACGGUUUAUUGCAAUACGGUAAAAUACAAUCCCUAAGACCUCUGCUACCUAGACAAGAUUCGGAUCUUUGCAAACGAGGUUCCUUAUCAACGAAUUGCUUCAGAGCAGGCGAUGGUCGUUUGAGCGAACAACCAGCUCUGACGUCCAUCCAUGUUGUAUUCUUAAGACUGCACAAUAGAUUAGCGACGAAACUCGUCGCACUAAAUUCUCAUUGGAGCGACGAAAGGACAUUCCAAGAAACUCGUAAGAUUAUAGGCGCGAUUGUGCAACAUAUUACUUAUCGUGAGUUCUUACCGAUAAUACUAGGGAACGAGGUAAUGAAGGUAUUUGAUCUCGAAGUAUUAACAAAGGGAUACUACCACGGUUACGAUCCUUCUAUUAAUCCUACUAUAGCAAACUCGUUCUCAACUGCCGCUUAUCGUUUCGGACAUUCACUGGUUCAGCAUAGUUUCGUACGAUUCGACGGAAAUCAUCGACCUUUUUUUAAUAAUGUCUCAAUUCACGACGAAUUCAGAAACUCAGAAAAUUUGGAGACAGCAGGUUCGGUAGACCGUCUUCUUUUAGGAUUAGUGAAUCAACCGUCACAGAAAAGGGAUGAAUUUAUAACGGGAGAAUUAACACGUCAUUUAUUUCAAACGCCAGGUUUUCCUUUCGGGAUGGAUCUGGCAUCUCUUAAUAUCCAAAGAGGACGAGAUCACGGUAUACCACCAUACGUUGAUUGGCGAGGACCAUGCGAUUUGUCUCCCGUCAAAAGUUUUGCCGAUCUUGAGAAAAUUAUGCCAUCUAAAUCUGUGAUAAAAUUUCGAACUUUAUACCCUUACGUAGAAGAUAUUGAUUUAUAUUCUGCUGGACUCGCAGAAAAUUCGAUUCGAGGUGGUUUAGUGGGACCAACAUUUGCUUGCAUAAUCGCGCAGCAAUUUAGUAACCUUAGACGUGGCGAUCGAUUUUGGUACGAAAAUGAAAAAGAGGAAAGUGGCUUUACUUCUAGACAACUUCAACAAAUUAGACGUAUCACAUUCUCACAAGUUCUUUGCCGUACGAUUGAUAACAUCAAAACCAUUCAACCGUUCGUCUUUUUAGUGGCUGAUACAUUCAGAAAUCAACGUGUAGAUUGCGAUGAUGAACUAAUGACACAAUUUAGCCUUGAACCUUGGAUCGAACGACCACCAGAACAAAGAAGUGGAUCAGGUAAUAUAAAAUUAUCAGAUCGAAAGGGAACUGAUCAAAUUCGUAGUACAACCAGCAAAUCUUUUACGAGUCUGAAACAAGAAGCGACCAAAGAAAAUGUUAAAAUUAACAUGAGAGAACAAACGAAGACUUUACCUCAAGGAACAAAGCCUUUUAAGGCUAAUAUCAAUCAGCAUAAUAGAAUCGUUGUAAAAAAACCUUUUGGUCCACCCGACAACGUUACCAUAGUCGUCCAAAAUAAUGCAGUAAAUUCACCCGUCUUCGUUAAUGAUGCCAUUUAUGGUUCGUACAUUCAAAUACAAACGACCACUCAAAGUCACAAGGAUAUUCCGAGACCAGAAUAUUUCAAUUAUCAAACUAAUGGACAAUAUAAUCCAUUAUUAUAUGAUCAAGGAUCAUUUAAUAUUCCUAUUCAUAAACCUCCUUCAAAACCAAUACCAACUGUAAUUCCUGAUAGAUCUGGAAGUUUACAAAACAUAAGACCAUACAUACCAUAUUCUUAUGACGAUCCUAACAACCCAAAUCCUCUGAAUUACGGUUAUAGACCAAAUUAUACACCCGAAGACAUUGUUUAUGACGACUUUUCUCCUACUAGUCCAAGACCAACUUUAUACACGUACUACAUGCACGCCCAACAAUUCAAAACUACGCAAAGACCCAUCCAUCAGAACGAAGGCCAGUCGAAUUAUUACAAUCCUUCUUACAAUAAACUAUCUACGGUGCAACAUUAUCAAGAAGUAAGUCCAUCGCCCUGGAUAAAAACUAAACCACAGUUCGAGUCGAACUCACAGUCUUACGCACAGAGACUAAGUUCAGAUGGUAUUACAAAUCCUCAUCCACAAUAUAAUAGCAAUAUGAACAACAGACCAGAGUACUGGCCUCAUCAAACAUCAAGUGCCAUAAAAGAUGAGAAUAUACAUUCUGGACAGAUCUAUUACAACUACAAUCAAGAUAAAUCUACUGACAAACCUUCUAACAAAGACGAAUCAUCAACUUGGAAAUAUUCGACUAAUGUUCAGAAAGAUAAUGGAUUUGCUAUUUCUUCGAACAAACCUUACAACGAGCCAUCUGUUCCACAAGAAACAGAUAUUCAUAUGAAUAUACCAAUAAAUAGACCGUAUAACGAAGAUAAUCCUGAUAUUUAUAAUAAGAAACCAUUCGAUACAUCCUACCUUACUAUGCUGAACAAAUCAAAUGAUCGAAAUGGAUUAGGAAAUCUACCGAAUGUGCAGGUUUAUCAAGAAGAAGCCAUAAAAAAUCCAAUCUUAAAUAAUCCAAGCGAAUGGACCAAUAUUCCAUCUUAUCAGCAAGGUCCGACCAAAAGACCCGAUUCUAUCAUACUGCAUGAAGAACCUUCGUAUCAGAAAAGUCCAAUUAAAACGCCUACGAUCGUUCAAAGCGAUCUUAGCUGGACGAAAGUUCUAUCGUACCAAGCGGAUUUAUCGAAAGAGACUAGCUAUCAACAAAGAUUAACCAUAAAACCAGAUAGAUCAACUAGCAAUUCAUUUUAUCAAACAAAUCCGUUGAAGGAUUCAACGAACAAAUCUAUCGAAAAAACCGAAGAUAUCUCUUACCAAAGAAAACCAAUUCCACUUGUUCCUAUACAAGAGUUGGCAAAAGUUUCGGCAAAUAAUAAAAGUUCACGGCCGACAAAAAUACAAAGUGUUACCAUUGUCACGGAAAGUACCGAAACAGUUCAACAUUCUGGGUCUACUGGUUAUAGACCAGAAAAUAAAAUCAAUAAAGAAAUUCCAAGACCAUUGGAACUUCGACAAAACGAUGGAAAACCUGGCCAGUACUAUUACGAUAAAAACGUUUUGCAUCGUUACCCCGAAAAAAUAGAAGAUGAUAUCUCUAAAGAUGAUCAUCGUCUUGUGAAGGAUGACGUUAUUUACAAUGGGACGAAAGAAAUUCUGGCAGAAAACAAAACUAUUGUCGAAUUGAAUUACACCGAUGUAUUUACGAAAGCUCACGUGAUUCAAAAUGACAACGAUAAAUUUAUAACAACUCCUACGAUCGUGAUCAAUGAUUCUGAGAGUUAUAUUGACGACGAUCUCGACGGAGCUUUUUCCGAAAACAUCGAAAGUGUCACAACUUUGAACGAUUUACAGAGAACAAAUUAUUGGUUAAAUUCCGAAGAAAAUCCAAGAUUGUCGUCCAUUUUGGAAAUGCCUAGCGUUACAUCUGACGAAAGCAUCAGCGUUAAGGAAUUGCCUAAGCCUUUAAUUAAAACUAGUAAAUCUGCCUCUUAAUUUACAUUUCUUGGUAGUUUAGAAAGCUAUUAUUUUGUUUUUUCUUUUUUUCUAUUUUAUUAUUAUCGUUAACCGUCGUACCUUCUCACGCUAUUUAUUAUCAAGUUCAUUCUUUAUUUU
Messenger RNA from Vespa mandarinia (Asian giant hornet), 4822 nucleotides. RefSeq lists its product as uncharacterized. NCBI's taxonomy places the organism in Eukaryota, Metazoa, Arthropoda, Insecta, Hymenoptera, Vespidae. Gene Ontology annotation, molecular function: heme binding; peroxidase activity. Gene Ontology annotation, biological process: response to oxidative stress. The record is from RefSeq and is a predicted model, not a curated record.